Molecule: messenger RNA, 18488 nt
Organism: Paramuricea clavata
Lineage: Eukaryota; Metazoa; Cnidaria; Anthozoa; Malacalcyonacea; Plexauridae
Source: the annotation of a GenBank genome assembly
UGUGUUACAUGCAGAACACCAGACGAAAUGACAGCUUAAAAAUUUAAAACUUUGUUUUUAUUUGAAAAUUUAGUCAAACUUGAUAUUGAAUAGAUAUGUUUUUACGGCUGUGUUCUUGCCAUGUAUAAAUCUUCAGUUAUUGAGCCGUUGCUACAUGCGGACUGGCCCACAGAUGGAAAUAUAGUAUGGAAUAAUUUGAGUGAGAUUGUAUGGAUGUUACCGGCAUGAUGUAUACAAAAGAAGGGGAAUUUGAGGUUUCUCUGACUGGAGGUUCACCUUGGGGGUUUACGAUUAGAACUCAAUCAGGAAAUGGUUUAUAUAAUCGCGGUAAAGUCAUUGUUAACAAGGUUUGUACAUUUGAAAGCAUUAAUCAGUUAUAUGUUAGUAUUUUCUUUCUUGCUAGUAUUGGAAGUCCUCAAUUUUAUAUGUUUAGUACCAACGGUUCUUUGUUGUAUAUAGCCGCUGUUCUGGUGCGAAGUAUAUUUAAGAAUAUUUCAGUAAGCAUAGUUUCACUUCUUAAAAUAUAUUGUGAUAUUUUGACGGUUUCAUAUUACACAUUUUAUCCUGAAUCGGCCACUUUCCGCGGAAACAUUGUGCCUCGUCAGAAACAUCCCUUCCGCUUCUCCAUACAAAACUGAGUUCUAAGAUUAGAAAAUAGCCAAUUUUGGUAUAAAUGGUUGUUCGGCAAAAUGUCCUCUACUUUUUAUGUUUCCUUUUGUAUUUUAUAUUCGGUUUCUUUUGUACACAAAGUGAAGGCAACUCUCUUAUUUCGUUUGCUAACACUCUUCAAUGUGUUUGAUUUGCAAAUGUGAUUUCCUCAUAUUAUUCUGCGAUAUUGUGCUUGUUGUAUGCCAACCCGAGGCUUGUAAUAUACUAGCACAUCUGUUUCACUUAAGCUUCAAAACAUUGUAAUGAUGUAAAGAUAUACAGAUAAAUUGGUAGUUAUGACAUUUUUAGCCUGGACUGAAUAUAUUUUUGCCUAAGCUAACAACAGUCAUUUGAUGAAUGAUAUAAAGUUGUGGUCAGUAAAGCAUUAACAGCGGGACAUUCGUAUAUUUCGAUCGCGUUUCAAAUCUUUUCAGCGGAAACUGCUGUUAUCGCUUUAAUUUAGAAGAUCAUAUUUCGCAGACAUCACGGCAUUCUAUAUGGCUAAGGAAUGACGAGAAUUUACUGCGAUAACGCAAGAUUUAAACUCAAAAACUCUAUUUUACGCACUACGAUUGUUUACAGAUUUCAUGCUUGUUUCGUUGAUUCUACUGGCAAUUGAUAACAACGAAAUUGAAACGGCCAUUGUCUUAAAGAUUGUUCAACUAUGUCAGCUAUUCUUUCCAUGCUAAUCAAGUUUUUAUGCUGCAGCUAUUUUGAGCAUGACUCGAUGACAAUUCAACACAUUUGAACUGUUGUGUUGAAAUUUUUGUGUUUGUUGAUACAAGGUGAACUGCGGAAAGUCGUUAUCAUUUUGGAUUGAAAUUGGACACACAUAUUGGUAUGCCUUCUUCAAAUUCGUUUUGAUUUCUACUUAAAAUGUGAUCUUUUUUGUACUUGAAAUCUUCACUUAUCUUGACAUGUCUAAUCAUUCAAUUUAUCAAUAAUGAGUCUUCGCUAAUGUAAGCAACCAUUUCUGUAUUUUCAGGUAUUUUAUAUUGCUUAUCUUCCUGCGAAUACCAUAUACGUAUUCAGCGUGCCACUUGCUUUAAUAUAGUACAAAUAAAAAUACUCUUUCUUUCUUGUUUGCUUUGUUUUUACUGUAGAAUAUUUUAGUUUUAAUCAGAAAAUAAAAGCUCGCGUCUACACUUGACAGUGUUUAUCUUUCACGGUUGUUGUUGAAAGAGUUGCGAACUGGUGUUGUUCUAAUUCUGAUUCUAAUUUAAUUCUAGAAUGUAAUUAAUCAUUCCAAUGCGUCUAAUUUCAUUCGAUUAUAUAAAACGCAUUUCUCAACCCCAGGGAGGAAUGUCUAAUACAUACAUCUUGCUUGUGCUAGUAUUACGUUUACAUAGAGAAGUGAGUCAUAUCCGAGAUUGAGAUAAACCUUAAAGUGUAUAUGGCACAUGUUUGGUUAACAUGGAAACCUGCAUACUUUGGAUGUUAUUAAUUAGCUAGAUAUUUGUUGCUUUUGUGUUGGCAUGAAAGUAAUUUGAUACUCUACACUAUUUGGGUAUGUGUUGUGGUUCACGCAGUAGAUAAUCUAAAUAUCUGUGCCAUACUAAAAUGGAGGUGCUGUAUAUCCUGCAUUAUUUGUACAACUAAGGUACUACAUUGAGUUUUGUGAAUAUGUUCUGCUAUAUAUUUCAAAGAUAUGUUGAGUUGGUUUGAAAUCUUAGGACAUCCGAACAUAAAAGUUGCUGUUAUUUUGUGCUCAAAUGACAAAAUAUUUGCCAUAUUGCCAACCCAAUUUACCUAAGUACCAUCUUUAAACUUGUUAUCACUACAUGUAGAUAGGUUAUUUAUAAAAGUGUCACACUUGUUUAUAUAUAGGUUGUACAAGGUGGCAAAGCAGACAGCUCUGGGAAUAUUCAUAUUGGAGAUGAAAUACUAGCUGUAAAUGGUUUUGAGUUUGAUAAUGAACAACAGGCAACGCAAUAUGUUAAAGAUGCAAGGAAAGAAUUAAUUCUAAGGGUUAAAAGGUAUAUUGGGUAAUAACAAUAUCUUGUUGAUGUUCUAAACUGUUUAUUAUCAAAAUGAUGACAAAUGUUGUAUUGGAUCAUUUUAUUUUGGCAGAGGUCAAGACAAAAGAAGAAUGAAUAUCAGGCUUGCUGGUGAUAUGCCUAACUAUUUUGCUAAAGCACUAGAGUCACCUUUUGAAAAGGAGGUGUACACACAGCAUAAUACUGACAUGGUUUCCAAUAACAAGAGAUCAAGCAAAGAAUAUGAAAAAGAUCUCAGUUAUAAUUUUGGCAGUGAUACUGUGAAUGCAGUAAUAGAUUACCCAAGUGGUCAGUCUGGAAACUCUCAAAUAAACGUGACAAGACUUACAAGGUCUACAGCUGAUUUGUCUGAAUAUAAUCAAACUAAAGAUCAGUUCCUCAAGGAUAAUGUAUCAAGGUUGGUAUCUUAUCUAUCUAGUAAUGAGCUUUACUGUAGAUAGUGUAUAUUGGUCUAAUGAAGUAUUCCAUUGGAUUUCAUAGAAAUUGUAGUACAGAGGGUACUGUAAACAGAUACAAUAUAAUCAGCUACAAUUAUGAUCCCACUCACCAUUCUUUGACCAAAAUGUGUAUAGACCAGACUGUGUUGUUGUGAGUUGAGCGGGAUAUAUUCACAAAUUUGAUUUUUCAGGACUGGCCAUCAGUGAUUGGAAAUAUAGAUUCAUAUGUAGUGUUCCAGAGUCAACCAGACCUGCAUUACUGGUUACUGCUUUUCUGGUGAUGAUCAUCGUUCAAACCAUUCCAGUGUGGAAAGUUUGUAUCGCACAACUGAGAUAUUGGGUGUGCAAUUUUGGUGCUUCUAUGUAUUUACUAUUAAAUUUUCCAAAUUUCAACUGUGCAAUUUCCAAACUUUCCAGUGAGGAAACCAUUGCUAAAAUUAAUGACUUUUCCCACUCAUUGAGGGAGUUCACUGGUGUGGACGAGGCUGGAGUAUGUUAGAUAUGUGAUGGUCCCUCCUCUGUUUUGGUAGUAGAGGCCCACCUUGCUUUUGAAUAUCAAAAUGGGGCAUUUUUACAGUCAUCCAGUCAGUUUAAUUUUAAAGCACAAGGAAUCUCUGAAUAGAAGUUCAAGUAUGGUUGUCCAUGCAUGUCCAUGGACCAUGGAUUAUUUCUUGCCAUGAUAACUGAGCUAAAUAUACCUCAAGUUUGAUCCAAUAUCCAAAACCAGGUUAAUUAAUAACAACACAUAUAUAUCAGCUGAAGUUAAUUUGCUUUACCUUUACAGUAAAGAAUGAGAUAAGAUGAAUAUCAUAUAAGAAUUAGCCAUCAGAAUGUGAAUACUUGUCAGCUUGAAAAAAAAAGCUGAGGCAUAUCUACAUCCAUGAUUGCUUAUUUCCACAGAAAGGGUAACAGCAAUGGUAAUCGUGAAUCAUAUUAUUGAAGAUUUUGAAAGUUGCUAUGAAAAAUCUGUGAUUUGUAUAAUUUUGUAAAAAACUUGGUCCUACUAAUUUGCUAUCCUAAUGUUAAUGAAAAACUUUGAAAAAAGUAUAAUUCAUACAUUGUCGAGAUUUGAAAUUAGAAGGAAAGACUUGUAUUCUUCAAUAAUUUUAUUUGAUGAGAUACUUAGUUUAUGUGAAUCAGCUGGAAUUUUUACAAACUCUUUCAUGGUCAUAAUUUCCUUAAUGUUGUCUAUGUAUAUACUUUUGACAGACAGAUGGGCUGCAGCUAUUUGCUGCAAUAAUUUCUUUUGUAAAAUAAAUUGCCAGUGCCAGUGGUUUUUAGGUUAGCAAUAUGUUUGAUUAGUAUUCAUAUUGGUAUAAACAUACUUAUAAAUUUGAAAGUUCAGAUGGUACUUUACAAAUGUCAUGUUGUGGCCAUGAUAUUCAAUGUGUUAUUAUAUAUACAUUUUUAAUUUAUGAUGUUGCUAUGUGUUUACGAGAAACCUGGAGAUGCAGUCUUGUUAGGGUUAGGGUAAUGUAACUUGUAUUAUAUAGUCAAUCAUAUAAUAUUUACUGUUAUAGAAAUUGAUAACCGAUAGCACGAAACUGCGGUGAUAACGGUGCCAAGUUGUACAGCUAGAAUCAGUGCUGUAAUGAACAAGAGUAAUUGAACAUAUAAAUGUUAUUGUUAAUCAUUUAUAUAUCAUGAUAAAUAUAUUAUAUAUUUUAUCACUAUGAAACCAAAUUUUUGGAAUUAGGUUUAAAGCCCAUUUUAGCCCAGUCAGUUGGAAUGUCAUUACAUUUAUUACCUGUGGCGUUUUAUUUUAGUGUGACUAAAAUUAGUUACUUUGACUAAUGGCUCAAUAGGGUGAAGUGAUGAUCAUAUGGUCAACAAAUAAAAGAUUAUUUUUAGUCAUUCCAUAUGUGCUGAAUCUGAGGGAGGCCACAGGCUGCUUGUUUUGAUUACCAAAAAUUUGAAACAUGAUCUGUAUAAAUUGAAUUUUAGUUGUCACUGCAAAUUUGUUGUAGAUACGCAAUAAUUUUGCGAAACAGUUACAAAACGUGAUAUGAUGUCUUGCAAUGCUAAUGCAUCAUUCCAGGAGCAACUUGCAAAAAUGUUGUCUUCGCGAGAAAAAAAUUCGUCUUGGCAGAACUGUAUUAGUAGCGAAUUUAACCUCGUGGAGGGAUAGAAUUAAACUCGAAAUUUAUGAACAUGGAUAGGGUUGAAAUAAACACAGUAUGAGACGUAAUUGGCUACCUGCCAUCUUAAGGCGGUGGAACGUUCUACACUGUACAUAUACUGGUACAUGUACCCUUUUUGGCGGUAAUCACAUUAGUAUUGCAGUUCGUCUGUUCUUUAUAAAAACAGACUGUCAAUAUGUAGUUUUUACGGUUCUGAAUUAUGGAAAUCCUUUCUCUAUCCAAACCUGUCAUUUUGUAGUUUUGAACCAUUUUUCUGCAUUCUUACCGCAUACUAAUUUAUCGAUCACGGAUGCAUAGAGGUGGCGGGCUCUGUUGGAUGAACUUUAAUUAUUAAUAAUUAAUGAAGAAAUUAAAACACAAAAGAAAAUUAUGAUGCCGUGAUUUUAUAAUACCAAUCAACAUAAGCCCAAACAAAAUAUGCUACAUUUAUACAUUUUACGUAAAGUUGAUUAGUCAAAACAAAACAACGUCGAUAAAUUAAUGACACACGUCAUUUCUGAGCUCGAUGUAUUCUAAAUCACUGGACCAUUCUUUUGUACCUUGCAUAAAAUGUCCAGUCGUAGGAAUUUUACUACGCAAAGUGGAAUUAGGUUAUUAGGACAUUGUUUUUUUUUCAUGCAUGCUUGGUAUGUAAGUAGAAAUACCUGCAGGAAACGUUUCUUUUUUACAGGAUUAAUUAUAAGUACAACAUACCAAGUUUUAUGACAUGCAUUCCUUCCAUUCUUUACGUAUCCUCUUAAAAAUGAUUCACUUACGUAUCCUUUUAACAUGACUCACUCACAUUACGCAAGUUAUGGUGAUAACUAUAUUUAUAAUCGGGUGAUAACUAUAUUUAUAAACUUUACUAACGAGAACGCACGAAAGUUCUUGCGAAAUUUCUUUCUUUCAAUGCAGCGGGAGUUACAUGAUGACACUUAUCAUAUAAAUUGACAUUAAAUUAUUUUGUAUUUCUAUACUAUAGUGAUUUAUUAUAUUAUUGUAUUAUUGCAUGAUCGUAUAAAGUGCUUUUAUAAGUGCGUAGAGGAAUUUAAGCGGUUACCUUAAUCUUUAUUUGAAAUUUCACCCCAAAUGUUUAUGAUUGCAUUGUAAAGAUCACUUAAAAUGACUUAAUAGUUUUUAUAGAAUUUUGGUAAACUUGCUUCCAUUGCAAGAUAUUCAACUUCAUAUGCAAAAUAUCACCUGUGUGACAUCACAUCGCAUAAUGACAUUUUGAAAACGCAAUAUUUUACCUUGAUAAAAUACUUUUCCAAACAAAUACAGAGGGUUAAUUACCAGUUAUGAAAUUAAUACAUAUACAAGGGCAAUUUUUAAGUUUUUUAGAUACGUAUUCGUCAAGAAAACUAUACUUUUCUGAAAACUCAUUAUGUGGUGUGAUGUCACAUCGGUGAUAUUUGCAUAUGAAAUAAAGUGGAAUAUCCUUAAGUCAUUUUAAGUGAUCUUCACAAUGCAACCAUAAACCUUUGGGGUGAAAUUUCGUGUCAUAGGCACGGAGGAGAGAGACUGGAUACCACUGUUCUUCUAGGUCUACUAUUCUGCACAGGCUUGGCGACUAUUUUGUUAUCCUCGGGGAGUUUCGAGCAAUUAAUUUUACAGGAGUGUGUGUAAGCUCCUGAAACAAACUACACACGUAAAAACAACUUGUCAACAAGAGGUAAUCGUUCCAUGUUUCGCGCACCAAUAUAGUAAACGUUAUCUAAUGGAUAUUCUAGUGUACUGAAAAGUUAACUGGAUAUCUCCAUACACAUAUAUACACACCCUAACCUUAAACCUAACCCCUAACCUAACCUAACCCCUAACCCUAUACCUAACCGCCUAACCUAUAUUGGUGCGCAAAACAGGAACGAUAACCCAACAAGAUGUGUUUAAGCCUGUUGCGAACAGCCAUGUAGCAAACUUGUCAACAAGUUGUAACAAUGCUGUUAUUUUAUCAAUUUGCUAUAAGUAUAAGGCUGUCACUCACAAUUUGUCGACAAGUUGUUGAAUUGCAGCCUUUGCAGGACGAUAACAAGUUGUUGGAACUUGUAACAAGUCUGUUGAGCUCAACAACCUUGCAACAAGUCUGUUGAGCUCAACAACCUUGCAGCAAGUUGUCAACAAGUUGGCAACAAACCAGUGCGAACACAUCCCGAUGACAAGUUUUUGGAACAGCAUUGCUACAAGUCUGCUGGUGGUUUGUUACAACUUGUGUGUUUUUACGUGUGCAUACCAUGAUUUAUAAUUAAUAUCUUAACGGUACAUAACUAAGGCUACAUAAGUUUAAAAUAAAUAAAAACAAUGAUAAAUAAGUAAAUUUACUAAAUAAAAAAUAAGAAAUAACUAACAAUUUAAUUAUAUUUUUUUAUCAAAAGGAGACUGAAGCAUUCUAGUUCAUUUAACCAAAAGAUAAAUAAAAGCUCUGAACGUCCACGAAUUCAACGACAACAUACUUGGAAUGGGAGAGGGUAUAAAAUACUAACAUUUAAUUCAUUAAACAUAACGUAAAUAUAACAAAUAUAGCAUACUAACUCUAAAUCCAAAAUAAAUUAAUUUUAAAUCCAAAAUAAAUUGCAGUAAACGAGUUUAAUUAAAUGAAUGUUUUAUUGAAAAUUAGGUUAAUUAAUAAAUAAAUAUAAUAAGAAAUAAAACAAACUAUACGAUGUAUGUACAUUGAAACUUGUGUUUUUCAAGACUCAUUAGAGUCCUCCUGAGAAUCAAUGAUGGUUUCCCAGGUAAAUACUGCUAAUAGUAUAACCCUUUUUAACCCUGGAGUUUCCCCCACUAAAAUACUAAAUUCACGAUUGAAAACGAAUCGUAUAAAUGGUGUAGAAGGGACAAUAAUAAUGUUCAGAAAUUUCGACAGCCACACACCACACACAACGUUAACAGUACUCUAUAUAUACAUGCCGAAGCUGAAGAGUGAAGUUCCUUAACAUGCAUGCAUGCAGAACCAUGCGAGGUAUCACUCUGCUUAUUAAAUCAGACAGGACAGGUAUUUGCUUCCAGGUUAUUACAAAGGGUAUAUAUUGAAACAAAUAAAUUGUGGACGAGUGGUAAAUAAUGAUAUAAAUUUUAUAUAAUUUUGUAGUUCUCCACCUCGCAAGAACUACUACAAUCCUCCAAGCAGUCCAGAUAAAGUACAACGUGUGAGGAUACGAAGUACAAAUGUCACAUCAGGAAAAUAUAAGUAUUCAUCAGAAAAUGACAAGUCAUCACCAUCUUCCUCUUUUGAUGAUAGUCUUAGACAGUAAGUUAAUAUACAGAACUUGUUUAAUUUUUUUCACUUCUUGUUUAUAAAUAUUUUUUGCUGUUGUGUUGUUUGUUGUUGUUGUUGUUGUCGUUGUUGUUGUCGUUGUCGUUGUCGUUGUCGUUGUCGUUGUCGUUGUCGUUGUUGUUGUAGGUUGUUGUUGUAGGUUGUUGUUGUAGGUGGUUGUUGUAGGUUGUUGUUGUAGGUUGUUGUUGUAGGUUGUUGUUGUAGGUUGUUGUUGUAGGUUGUUGUAGGUUGUUAUAGGUUGUUGUAGGUUGUUAUUGUUGGUUGUUGUUUAAUUGUUGUUGUUGAAGUAGAAACUAUAGAUAUGUUUUAUUGAAGCAGAAACUAUAGAUAUGUUGUCUUAGACGUGUUGUACUAUUGUUGUGUAGAACGCUUUUCGGAAAAAAUCUAGUAUUUAAUGUUUAAAUAUCUUGCAUAAUAUUAAUCAAGGAAGCUGGUUUGUGUUUUUAGGUUAGAUAGCAGCCGUUCAUCAACUUCAUCUACACCUGGUGGUUUUUCUGCAAGUGUUCAGAAACCAUUCAACUCCAGUGCAAUGGAAGAUCUCAAUCGAACAUGGCCAUCUGCCUCCAUUUCUGAUGCUUCAGCCAAGGAUGCCUCAUUGCGAUCUCCUAGAUCAGCCAUCUCUGUCUCAGCUGCAAGAUCUCAUUUUGAACAGAUGUCUAAGUCUAGGUAAGAGUCUUAAAAGAUUCGUAGCAUGUAUACUUGCAUGAAAUUGGUAAACUUGAGUAUCACAACGAGGCGAACUUAAUUGUCACAAUCAGCUAACGCAUGUUGAUGCUCUUAGCUACCAAAUUAUGAAUAUGCAUAGUUACAUCUUUUAUUAUUAGCAUGACAAAAUUGCUGGACGCUGAUUGGUUGAGAGGAGUACAAUUAUUUCAUUAAUUGUACUGCAGUACAAUUAAUGAUUUUCCCAAAACAAUUAAAAUGGCGGAAAAGUAUUUUAAAGUUUAAACACAAACGUGAAAUGAAAUUGCCCUAGAGGAACUAGAUGAAAAUGCGAACAAAAGCACCAAAUCUUGCUUUAACAAAAGAACUAAAUGAAAAUACGAACAAAAAGCACCAAAUUGGACUGGGCUUUGACGAGAGAAUAUGAUGUUGACAUUGAGAAGUAUCCACAUUUUGUCACGCUAAUAAUAAACAAUAUUCUUCGGAAUUUGUUUCUAUACAUUCGGCGACUCGUCCAAUUUUGCCAAAAUUUCCAAACAUCUCUCGUACUAUUAUUAAUCCUUAAUUGUACUCGCCAUCGCAUGAUUACCUAUACAAAUCAGUGUAUGUAUAGAAACAAAUUGCGAAGAAUAUUGACAUCGUGAUAAUGACUUUAAAACAAAGUCGAAAAUUUACAGUUUCAAAAGAUCGUUUUGUUCUAAUUCAAAUCUUGAAUUUCGAGAUGACAUUAUUCUUCGAAAUUUGUUUAUUUUUAUGUUAUUGUGUAUUAGGGACGGACCAUUAGAAAAGUGAUGGGGGGGGGGGUAUUUUCUGAGAGGCAAUAUAUUUUUUUUUUGUACACCUAUAGAAGAAAUUUUUUUUUCUCACUUGAUGGCUGGAAAUAUUUUUUGUAAGUGAAAUUUACAGGCUUAUCUUCCAAGCAAGGAAUUUUUUUUUGCACUAUGCCUGGGAAGAUUUUUUCCCCUAAUUUUUCUAAAUACUUUUUUUCCCCCCCCCCCCCCCCCAAUCACUUUUCUAAUGGUCCGUCCCUUAUAAGUGUGUUUUGGUUUACAGUACGAUGUCGGAGUGUGCUCAGUAUUGCGGAUCUCACCGAACUGUUGCGUCGUAUCAAAAAUUCGUAUCGCUACCACUCCCACAACUACAUGGUUUUGCAUGUUUACUAUAUUAUUCUAUUUUAAACAAUCAAUCCGGUUCUUGGUAACAAUUACUAUAGGUGUGGUCGUACACGUUUGCAGGAGGGCCAGUAGCGAUACGAAUUUUUAUGCGAUGCCGCAGUUCGCUGAGAUCUGUAUACCAUAAAUAAUGAUAGGGCAAAACUUUAGAUUUGCUUAUCUCAAAAUCUUCACCACCGUCGGUUUCUGCCUAAGUGCAUGAAUCACCGUCAGGUGAUUUCACUAAUUCGGAUGAUACUGACAUUGUUGUAUAAUGGUUGUAAUAGUGCUAUCAUAUUUAUUUUCAGAGAUCAGGAACAACGUCUAGAAAGUGAACGAAGAUCUAGUUCAUCGUCAUCUCUGGCUCCAAAGCCUCCUUCAAGAAACAGUUCAUUCCGUGCUUCCAGGCUCUCCUCCUCCUCCGCUGUUUUCAUAGAAACUCGUGAAAAGAGCCCAACUUCACCCAUCAGCCGCAGACAGAAUAGUUUUUCGCACGGCAGUUCCUCGCACGAGACUGUAUAUACACCUACACGUAAAGCUAGCAGUACUGACGAUUUAGAUAAACCUCUACCUCCUAAGCGCUAUAGUCAGUCAUCACUAUUGAAUUCCUUCCGUAGUAAUAAAAAACCUGGAUACGUCCCAAGGACAAGUGCACCCUCCACUGUGUAUGACCAGGGAGAGAAUGUUGUGCACUAUCAUGCAAGAACACAAAGUUUACCUUCGUCGAAACUCCUUGCAACUCCUCCGUCGUCGAGAUCAUGGGUCAUGAAUGAAGGAGGGGAAGACACAAGAAAUGAAGACACAAGAAAUGAAGACACAAGAAAUGAAGACCGAAACGAACGGUUACCAAGGUCAUCGUCAUUUUCCCGCGCCCGUGUUAUUGAAGCAAGUACUGUUCAAACUGUUCGUUCUGAGACCAAGCCGUCACGUCGAAGUGAUGCUGGUGGCGCGUUAGAAGUUACUGUUAAGACUGUUCAGAGAGAUGAUACAAAAGCUCCCAUGUAUGCAACGAAGUCUGACGUGAAGUAUAACCGUAGUGGCGGUCUAACCGGAGUUAUUCAGGCUCUAAGAACUGGUGAAGUAGCAUCAGAAAGUGAAGACUUUCGCGUCAAGGCAUCGCCUAAACAAGAUGAACAAAUGACUAACAGUAAUAAAUGGAAUAAACAAGAAUACAACAGAAAAUCAGAAGAACCUAAACCAGACCAGUACAAGGCAACCAAACCAGACAUUAAAAAACCCAAAUCCGAAGAACAACCAAAAUCAGACAUUUACAAACCUAAACCUGAAGUACAACCAAAAUCUAUCUUGAAACGUGAAGUACCCAAACCUGAAGCGAAAAAAGAUAAACCGAAAGUUCCCAAACCUGUACCUGUGUUGAAAGAAAACUCUUUAAUGCAGAGAUUAUUACAGGAAACGCAAGGUCAAGGCGGGUCCAGUGAACGUUCCACUGCGGCCGCCAUUGAAGAGGAAAUAAAUCAACGUACUGGCAAAGCAAGUGUUACCGUCAAGUCAACUCUUGAUUUCCCGAAGACAGGAACCAUUGAACAACGGCAAAGGUUAGUUUUAAGCAUUAUUGAAUAUAAAAAGAAAUCGGAUCCUUGGAAAGCUAUGAGGUCUGUUCAGUUCACGAGAGUGUAAAUAAUUAACAAUUAGUCGCUGAAAGCGAGGUGAUUACAAUUAGAAUGUUAGUUUGUAAUCCAAGUGAGAAUAUAUACAUUUUAAGACCUAACCAGGAACGACUGCGAAAAAUGCAGCACAAGGUCCUCUGGUAGGAAUUGAACCUACGGCCCUGCGAUUCCGGUGCAGCGCUCUAACCAACUGAGCUACAGAGGCAAGCUGUUGAGCUGUAACCGUAAGUUCAUGUAUAUAUAGGUAAUCGGGUGUGCGGGUUGUGAUAAGGUGGAGUUCAAUAAUUUGGAUUCUUGCACUUCACUUGGUGGAAUUAAUAUUAGAAUGUUAGGGUUUGUAACCCAAGUGAGAAUAUAUACUUCCUGGUUAGGUGUUAAAAUGUAUAUAUUCUCACUUGGAUUACAAAUUACGCUGCACCGGAAUCGCAGGGCCGUAGGUUCAAUUCCUACCAGAGGACCUUGUGCUGCAUUUUUCGCAGUCGUUCCUGGUUAGGUCUUAAAAUGUAUAUAUUCUCACUUGGAUUACAAACCCUAACAUUCUAAUAUUAAUUCCACCAAGUGAAGUGCAAGAAUCCAAAGAGGUGAUUACAAGCCUAUAUUCACUGAGCCGAAGGCGAGGUGAAUCUGAGGCGACUAAUUGUUUUAGUAUAAUUUCAGUGUUGAAAAAGUUUUAUUUAUAAAUACAACUAAUACACGUGUUUAUUUUAUGAAUAUAAUUUGCAUAAAUAAUUUGCUUCGGUCUGAUUUUCAGCCAUUUUUGGGAAAAGCAAUAGUUACUGCUCAGAGCAGCCAAUCAGAAUGCUCAAAGGCCAUUCUUCAAUACUGAAAUUAUACUAACAUGGCAUAGAACAUAGGAGAGAAACAUAAAUUUGGGGCAAGUCUAGAGAAAUCGAUGAUGACCUGCAUGGCUGCACCUGUCGCAAUAUAUCGUGACUGUGGUUAUUAAUUUCGAUUUUUUAUAUUUCCGCUGAUUGUUCCCCUUGCAUAUUAUUAUGCAUUAAGAUUGCUUGAUAAUUAUCCAUUCGCAGUAUUUGGCCAGAACUAAUUCUAAAGUUGUCAUUCCUACAAAGACACCUGUUUUACUGACCAAUCAAACAUCGUCAAGAAGUUCAAUCGGCUGUGUAUAUUGACUUAUUAAGCAAAGUUUACAUUUGGGGAAACGUAAAGUAAAUAUAGGGAAAUAUAAACACGGAGAGGAAAAUAAAAGGAAAUGUAAUGCUUAUAAUGCAAUGCUUCAAUGGAUAUGUGCCGAUAUUUCUAUUUAGCGUGGAGUAAAAGAUGUCAAGUAAUAUAACGUAAGAAGUUAUACCCUUUUUUGCUUAAUGAGGCGGCUUUUCAUUUGCGGGAGUAGAUCAAUGGAUAAGAAUGGGUCUGAGCAUGAUAAAGUCUUAAUCCGCAGCAAGUCCAUUCUGGUCGUUUCUUACGCAAUGCAAAAUCGAAGAUGUCGGUCUCUCCUUUUACACCAGGAAAGUCCUUUUCCUGAUCUGGCCGUAGAAAUGAAAGGAGAUGAAAAGAAUUCUAAAUAUACUGGGAGGUUUAGUUGACUCAGAAAUUAGAAAAAUCAAAUUUAAUUGUAGCAACAAAAUUAAGUAAGCAUUUUAAUAAAACGUAUUUGUUAUUUUAACAAGUUGAUAACCUAAUUAUUCUUUAGGUUAGAAAUCGCGUCGGUUGAUAGCAAACAAAAAGAAAGCAUAAAGCUUGAAGAACCGAAACAACAAAAUAAAGAAAUCAACAACAAACCGCCGAACGAGAUAAAAAUUUCACAAAACGAGAUAAAAGAUUCCACGAUGAAUCACUCGGCAUCAAAAGUUGAUCAUUAUUUAGAUAAACUGAUAACAAAACUUGAUUCUCCACCGGUAAAACAUCGAUCUCCUCCACAACAUGUAGAUUCUGCAGUAGAUGAUAAUGUCUUCGUUGAACCUCCAGUGAACACUGAACAAGUCCAACCUAUUGAAAGUAAUAUUGAUGAAAAUGAAGAUUUGGAAAAUUUAAAUCAAGAUGUUAGCAUUGUCUCGUCAGAGUUGUUUGUUAAAUCUGAAGUCCAUGAAGCAGAACUUGAAAGUCAUCAACCACAUCGGAGUGAUAGUAAUGAUAAUAUUGCAGAUAUUGUUCCAGAGAAAAGUCCAGUUUCCAACAAAGUGAAGAAAACAGUCGAGACGAAGUAUGCGGAUACAUUAUCUCCAGCAGAUGUAUCUUUAAAAAGCUUUCACAGUCGCGAAAAUUCAGCAUCUUCACUCCUUGAAGAAACUUUAGAAUCAGCUAAAACAAUCGCAAGUAUUUAUUCAGUUCAAGGACCAACACGCAGUCCUGAUGGAGAGGAUUCUCUGAGCACGGCAAGUGAAAUGCGUCGUCAUUCAUUGGCAAAACGUGUUGUACGAAGAAGACCUAAAUUGAAUUCCUCGACUUUCACCCCAGAACAAGAUCCAGAAGAGUCAGUCACUCCUGCAGACUCAUCUUUGAGUGAACCAGCAGUUCAAAAUGAAGGUGAUGAUGAUAGUGGAGGAAAUAGAUCCACAGGAUCCCUCUCAUCUGGUGGCAGUCGUCCUGAUAGUGGCAUACUUAGUCCCAAAUUCGAGGCUCUUGAAGAACAGAAGGUAACUUUUCCUAGAAUCCCAGCAAUGUCAUGGGAGGCAAUGUUAUUGGAGAAAUCUUAUUUUAAUAGCACAAACACCCCUGCGUGUUCCAGUGUUUUAGGUUGUAUUCUGCAAUAAGCGGUUGCCCUCUGAACUCUACGAGAAAUCACUUCGACCUAAAGGCCUAUAGGGGGGGCCUAUAAGUUGACACUUACAAUUUUUGCUGCAAUUUGUAGUGCGAUUUUCUUCUUCUGAUGCACGUGAACGUGUGGAUGGGUUAUGAAUGUUCAGAUGAGGGUACAUAAUUCAUCUACUCGUUCAUCUACUCGUUCACAUGCAUCAGAAGGAGAAAAUCGCACGAGAAGUCGCAGCAAAAAUUGCAAGUGUAAACGGGCCUGUAUUUCUGUGUUGUUGUUAAAUUGUUCAGACACCAACCACGGCAGCAAUGUUUAUUGCAGCUUGCAAUACACUAAUAAUUCCAGACAAAAACUAUGACUGAAAAGCAUUCGAAGGUGUCGUAAAAAGUAUUCCUAGAAUUAGUCUACGUUUUCCUUCACACGUAAACGACGAUUAAGAAUGUAAAAUGUAAGCGCUUCUCAUUCGUGUUCUUUUACAAAACCGAACAGAUUUUAGGGCCCAUGCAGUUACACGAUACUGGAUUCGCUUGUCGCAGCAUCGAAUUUAACGGUUUCAGGAACCACUUAACACUUAAAAUUGCGAUUAUAUGAUAUGCAAAGUAAGACGAAAAUUGUGAAGGGGGAGAUUUUAUGAGCGGACAUUCCUGAGCGGCAUAUUUUCUUGUCGUACCAGUAUCAUGAAACUGCACCCUUCAAGAUCUUCAUACGGCAAGGUCUGAAAUUUUAAAGUUUUUCAGUAUUAUUUGUCUUCAAAGUCUUACGAAGAUUCUUUCUGACCCAUUUGUUUUCCGUAAGUAAAUUUUAAUCGCAGAGUUUCUAUUCAGGCCUGAUUUCUAUUCAGGUAUGAUUUCUAUUCAGGCCUGAUUUCUAUUCAGGCCUGAUUUCUAUUCAGGCCUGAUUUCUAUUCAGGCCUGAUUUCUAUUCAGGCAGGGUUUCUAUUCAGGCCUGAUUUCUAUUUAUAAGAUAAAAUUGGUAAACUGAAACUUUCAAGUUCACAAUUUUGGCCGGUCGGAACCACAGCAGAUAUUUUCCAAGAAGUAGGGAAGUAAUCAGAAGUUUAUUCGAGUAUAUUGACCAAAUAGUAUGAAACUUUUGUCGACACAUACUGUUCGAUUCAACAAGCAUUUGUAUCAGGCCCUCGUUUCCAAUUUCGAGGUUAUGAUCCAUUCAGUUGUUAUAAAUUACAACAACAUGUCAUUAGUCAACAAUUAGACAGUGACCAUAUUGGUAACGUGAUGCACAUUUCCUCUGAGAAACUUCUAGUCUUGAAUGGGGAAUUCAUAGGCAGACCACUGGAGACAUUUAUCAUUACCCUAAUGUUUGAGAUUUUUUAAUAUCCAGUUGGAAUGCAGGUCAUUCACAGGUUGGUACCCAAAACCAAAUUUUAGUAUCCUGUAGAUAUUGGGUUUAGAGCCUGUACGGUCUUCAAAGAUCCAGGACUGGAUUUUUUAUCCUAUCUAAAUUUCCUUACGAACUACUAAUGACUGUAAGAGAGCUUUCGAAGACCUUCGUUGCGUUUACAUCUUUGCAACUACAUCAUGCAAGUAAGGUAUAGAUAUUAGUUCAAAUUUUGAAAUAUGAUUUUAUUUCAUUGUGAAGGAAAUCCUAAUUUCAAGUAUGAAGAAGAAAGUUGAAUUAUUGAAAGAACAGGAAAAUGAAAUAAAGGAAGAAAUGAAACAAAAUGAUGAGUUGGGAAAACGAGUGGCAGACGAAGUGAAAGCAAGAACAAGUGGAAGCGAAUACUCUAAAUAUGAACUCUUUGUUGGAGAACUAAAUAACAUCAUUGGUUUGCUUUUGUCUUUAACUCAACGUAUGCAUCGCUACGAAAUAUUACUUCAGGAUAUUGAUCUCGCUGAGGAAAAUGGACGAGAUAAAAGGGUGAGUGAUUAAAGUGAAUUAUAACUAAAAACAACAAAUGCAGUGCAAUGAAAGAAACCACAUUUAUAAGGCAUUUAUAAGGGCGGAAAUAAACCGCGGCCUAAACAAGCCGCGAACGACUCCUAUAAACGGUCAAUUUAUUCGCAAGCCGCGUCUAAAAUGCAGAGCCCAGGAUUGAAAGCUAGGCCUAAGUAGGCCGUGGAUUAUAUUGCAAAUUCACUGUUUAUACAAGUCGUUCGUAACUUAUUUAAGCCGCGGCUAAUUUUGAUCGCCUUAAUCUUUUCCUCCCAUCGCAAAAGCCAACUCGCAAGCUCGCUGCGAAUACUUUCAACCAAUCACAAUGCUCGACAGUUUAUUUUAAAUGGAUGUAGCACUUGCAGCGGGCAUGCGAGUUGGUUUUGUGAUCAACGGAAAAGAGCCUUUAUUUUCGCUUGUAUAUAAACAGCAUAGUUUGCUGACAAUAUUGCUGCUAAAUUGCAAACGUUUUUUAUAGAUUAACUCCUGUAUUCUGACUGAUGAUUUAUCAUUGAUAAUUGUAAAGCCCCAUUUACACUUGCAAUUUUUGCUGCGAUUUCUGGUGCGAUUUUCUUCUAAUGGAUGUGAACGAGUGGAUAAAUUAUGAAUGUUGAGAUGAGGCAACAUAUACUCAGAACAUUCAUAACUCAUCUACUCGUUUACCUUCAUCCAGCAGAAGAAGAAAAACGCGUUAGAAAUCGUAGCAGAAAUUGCAAGUGUAAACGGGCCUUAAAGUUCCUGCAAGAUUUAUCCGUCUUUCUAUCGUUCUUUAAAAACAAAAGCUCAAGGUUAUCAAGCGCCGUCAAUUACGUCACGUUCCCUUGGGCUGCCAAAUUUUCUAAUCAACAUCAUGGACGGAUUGUCAGAUUUUGCGCACCCCCAGAAAAUCCGUCUAUGAAUUCAACGUGCAGCAACGUUAUAUUUAAAUAUUUUAAUAAUAAACGUAUAUUUUAAUUCAUUUCCAGGACGUUUUAUUGAAACGAAUCGAGCGAGUGAAGCAACAAUACGAAGAGGCGUGUAGAAUUAAAGAAAUAAACGAUAAACGAGGAGAAGCUGUGUCGAAAAUUGUUGACGAUUAUUGUUCUGAUGAAGAAUUUGCCGACUUUCAACAUUUUGUAGACAUGAAAACACAACUAGCUCUCACUCAUGCUGAAAUACGCGACAAGAUCAAACUUGGAGAGGAGAAAUUGAAUGCUUUAACUUCAGCGCAUAUUGACUGGACCACACUAGAUCUCAGUAUGAAGUAACUUUAUGGCAGUGUGUUUUCUUGGCGUGUUUUUCUGUGUGGCGUAGAAAGUGAUGUUACUUUAGAUAAGAUUUGGUUUGUUGGCGAGGAGGUAUAUGGUCAUAGGAUGCUAGUUCUGGAGGGUCUAAUUUUAUUAGGGUGGAGGCCCCAGGCUAAGGGUGGUGGUGGGAUGAGGCUAGGUUCAAGAUUCUAGUGUUCUGAACAACUUGAAAAUAACCAACAGUUAUUUGAAUAUGCACCAAAUGCAUAAACCUGCACCAACUUGCAAAUUAGACCCUCUAUAUACGUUAGUUUGCCCUCUACUAAGUAAGAAAUCCGUAACAGUAAGCUUUGAAAUUUUUGUGUGUAGAAAGUGCACCGACUGUAUAGUUUUAUUCCUUAUUCAGAACAUUUAGCAGAAAUGAACAUUUUUAAUGACUAGUGAUUUCUGUACUUUAAGAAAGUGAUUUUAGUAAUUUUAUUAUAUAGCAUGUAUUGUAUAUGAAGAAUGAAAAUUUUAUGAAUAGUAGGAUAUGAGUGUGUAUGGUGUCAGCGGAGGAAUAUUAGGAAUACCAAACUCACAAUAACUCAUGAAGAAAAACGCAAAGAAAUUGUUUUUAAAAUCAAUGUCAGUAAAUCUAAAAAUAUUUUGUCUUGCUUCCUACUAACAUAUAGACUUAACUUCCGCCAUUGUCGUCGUUCACAGGCAGGUUAAUAGACUUUAAUGACGUCCCCCAGAAGGCCC